Molecule: messenger RNA, 3375 nt
Organism: Cyphellophora europaea CBS 101466
Lineage: Eukaryota; Fungi; Ascomycota; Eurotiomycetes; Chaetothyriales; Cyphellophoraceae
Exons: 1
Coding region: 1-3375 (1124 amino acids)
Molecular function (GO): ATP binding; ATP hydrolysis activity
Source: RefSeq, a predicted model, not a curated record
AUGCCGCACUCCGUGCCUGUGGCACCCAACAUGUCGACAAUUACUGUACCCUCGAAGUCCACUCACUCUGGCGUGGCUCCCACGCCGGAGGAACUGGCAAGCCUCCUCGACUCGAUCAUUUCGACCGACAAUGCCCAGGCGUCGCUCGACGCAGCCUAUGCUAUCACGAAUCUACUCAUUCAGUCGGUUGGCAUUCGCCCGAUGCUCGAAUCGGCCAUAAUUCCCGAGACCAAGAAGGCUGCUACAGACAAGAAGAAUGCCGCCAAACGAGAGAGCGCCAUGUUCAUCCUGGGCGCCAUGUUUGAGCGCUUUCCCAGGGAGCAGCCUCUCAGCGAGGUCAUUUUUCUACUUCACAAUGGCGGGCUCCUGAAUUUGGUGUUGGAUUGCCUGGCUGACAAAGGCGGCUCCGUGCGCGAGUCUGCACAGUACGCUGUCGAUGAGCUCUUCAAAAACUUGUCUCCGGAGUCUAUGGUCGUCGGCCUGCUGCCCGCACUGCAACAAUACCUCAGCAAGCCUACCGGAAAAUGGCAGGGAACCGUGGGCGCUCUCACCCUCCUUGGCAAAAUGGCCGACAAGGCACAGAUCGGCGAUGGCUCGAAAGAGGAAGAGCAGGCCAAGGAUGUCCUGCGCGAGUCCAUGGGCCGAUGCCUCAAGGACCUGAUCCCUAUCGUUGAGAACGGCAUGCACGACCUGAAGGCUGAGGUCGGCAAGGCUGCUACGAAAGCCAUGACAUCUCUUAUGACACUGCUUCAAAACGAUGAUGUCGCUCCUCGGAUACCUUUACUCUUCGAGGUGAUGAAGAACCCGAAACCCGAAAACACCUACAAAGCCAUCCAUGCGCUUUCCCAGACAACAUUCGUUGCCGAGGUUACAUCGCCAGUGUUGGCGCUGCUGACUCCCUACCUAGAGCGCUCGCUGAACACGCCAAGCACACCACAGGAGGUACUCCGCCAGACAGUUGUGGUGACGGAGAAUCUGACCAGACUCGUCCACGAUCCUAUUGAAGCCCGAGUGUUCCUGCCGAAACUGCAACCUGGUGUCCAGAAAGUCAAAGACUCUGCCGCAUUGCCAGAAGUCCGCGAGUUGGGCGCUCGCGCCGUUGAGGUCAUGAAGAAGGCUAUGGGCGAAGGCGCGGACGCUGAGACUAGUGGCCAGCUAUCGAGAGCUAGCACUGAUGACGUUCUUAAGGUGCUAGAAAGCAAGAUCCGUGCCCAGGGAGGUAUCCGAAAAGAGGAUGCUGCGUUGUGGAAAAUUGGGCAGACAUAUGUUUCCGACCUCGUCAAAGAAGAUGUCAACAUUCGUGUUUUCGACCGCAUUCCCGAUCGUGUCACGCCAUAUCUCCGUUAUAUUCUACCAGACGAGCUUCGAAAAGCGGUUGGGGAGGCUGUUCAGAAACACUUCGUUGACGAAGACCACAAAAAAUACGGUUCCGCUGUCGCUGAUGACCCGAAUGAGGUUGUCGUUGUAGAUGCGGAUUUCUCUUUAGGCUACGGAGGUAUGCUUCUCCUCUCCCACACGAAUCUGCGCCUCAUCAAAGGCCACCGUUACGGGCUGUGUGGUCGAAACGGCUGUGGCAAGUCUACCCUCAUGCGAAGCAUCGCCAACGGCAAGCUUGAAGGCUUCCCUCCCCAAGACGUGCUCAAGACCUGCUUCGUCGAGCACAAUCAAGGCGAAGAUGCAGAGAUCACCAUUCUGGAUUAUGUCUCGAAGGACCCCGAAGUCGCCAAGGAGGGUAAGGAGCGCAUCUCUGCCGUUCUUGAGGAAGUCGGCUUUACUGCGGGCCCCGAAGGACGCCAAUCUCACAAUGUCGGCUCUUUGUCUGGCGGUUGGAAGAUGAAGCUUGCUUUGGCUCGAGCUAUGCUCAUGCGCGCCGAUGUCUUCCUACUCGACGAGCCGACUAACCACUUGGAUGUUGCCAACGUUGCAUGGUUGGAGAACUAUCUCAACACUCACAAUGAGAUCACUUCACUCAUUGUGUCCCACGACUCAGGCUUCCUGGAUGCUGUCUGCACCGACAUUGUCCACUACGAGCAGAAAAAGCUCAAAACCUACAAGGGCAAUCUGGCAGAUUUCGUCAAGGUGAAGCCCGAAGCUAAAUCCUACUACACCCUAUCAGCUUCACAGAUCCAGUUCAAGUUCCCUCCGCCGGGUAUCUUGACGGGCGUCAAGUCCAGUACGCGCUCGAUCAUCCGCAUGACGAACUGCUCUUUCACCUACCCCGGCGCGUCCAAGCCAUCUCUCAGCGACGUUUCUUGCCAGCUUUCACUGUCCUCCCGCGUUGCUAUUAUUGGUGCCAAUGGUGCUGGCAAGUCUACGCUCAUCAAGCUCCUCACAGGCGAGACGAUUCCCCAGACUGGUAAGGUCGAAAAGCAUCCGAAUCUUCGUAUCGGCUACAUCAAGCAGCAUGCCCUUGAGCAUGUGGAGAUGCACAUGGAGAAGACUCCUACGCAGUAUCUCCUUUGGCGGUAUGCAAAUGGUGACGAUCGUGAAGUUCUCAUGAAGCAGACUCGCGUACUCACUGCCGAGGACAAAGAACAGAUGGACAAGUGGAUCGAUCUUAAGGAUGGUCGUGGUGAGCGCCAACUCGAGGCUCUCAUCGGCCGUCAAAAGUACAAGAAGACCUUUCAGUACGAGGUAAAGUGGCGGAACUACCUACCCAAGUUCAACAGCCAAGUCUCCCGCGAGACACUCAUGGAAUGGGGCUAUCAGAAGCUGAUCCAAGAGUUUGAUGAUCAUGAGUCCUCGCGCGAGGGACUUGGCUAUCGUGUCCUCGAGCCCAAGGUCGUCGCCAAGCACUUUGAAGAUAUCGGCUUGGAUCCCGAGAUCGCCGCCCAUAACGAAAUCAGUGGCUUGUCAGGCGGUCAAAAAGUCAAAGUCGUGCUUGCCGGUGCCAUGUGGAACAACCCGCACUUGCUCGUCAUGGACGAACCCACCAAUUUCUUGGACCGCGACUCCCUAGGCGGUCUCGCGACCGCCGUUCGCGAAUUCAAGGGCGGCGUUGUCAUGAUCUCACACAACGAAGAAUUCGUCGGCGCGCUCUGCCCAGAGCAGUGGCACGUCGCCGACGGCAAGCUGACGCACAAGGGCCACCUGGCCGUGGACCUCUCGCGAUUCGAAGACUCCAGACCGGGCUCCUCAGCCGUGUCGUCUCAGACCACCAGUCUGCAAGCCAGCCCGCUGGCCAGUCUCGAGGGCACACCCGUCCAGUCCGGCACCGAGGACAACUCGGAGAUGAACUUCCGCGCCAAGAAAAAGAAGAAGAUGACCAAGAAGCAGCUCAAGGAGCGGGAGGUGCGCAGGAGGCUGCGUCAUAUCGAGUGGCUCAACAGUCCCAAGGGGACGCCGCGACCGGCGGAUACGGAUGACGAUGAAUAA